Molecule: messenger RNA, 2273 nt
Organism: Bactrocera oleae (olive fruit fly)
Lineage: Eukaryota; Metazoa; Arthropoda; Insecta; Diptera; Tephritidae
Gene: Ir60a
Product: Ionotropic receptor 60a
Source: RefSeq, a predicted model, not a curated record
AUGAGAACAGCGCAAACCGUGGGAAUGCUCGCGAGCACCGUAUUUGUCAUAUUACAUAUACUCAACGCUUGGCCUUGUCAAGCGCUCAUGAACGAACACCAGGAGACAGCCAACAGUGUGAUAUUUCUACGUCCACAGGCCGAACUGGAUGAGCAACCAUGGCUUUCGGGUGUACAGUGUCUAGAAGCAUACAUGAAGAUUACCUUUACAAAUCGUGCGCGUCUAACACGUGCCUACAACAUGCUCAUAUCGAACAGCUACAACAUAUCUUCGCCAGCCUUAGAGAUACAGCAUGGUAUUACAAAGCUAUUGAAUGAAGUCAUUAGCCGAAGUAAUGAACGUGGACGUCGUUUCUAUCAGCUGCGUACAGUUUUCGACAAAGAGAAAUAUGUGAAAAUUAAAAUGGGCAACAACGCCGUCAUCUCCACCGAUUACUACAUCAUUAUUGUGGAUAGCGUGGAGCUGUUGCGGCAGCUCAUGAGAAAUUUCAUUAGUAGAAUGAAUUCAUGGAAUCCAGGCGCACGUUUCCUAUUACUAUACAAUAAUCCAAUACGACGCGACAGCGAGCACACGGUUGCAAUGGAACUGUUCACACUUUUACAGAAACAAUAUUAUGUGCAUCAAAUCGCACUCCUCUAUGCUAACAGUGAUGUCGGGUACUCAUUUUCGGUAAUGGACUAUUACAGUCAUGAUAAUUGUCGCACGAUCCGUGUAACCAAAAUAGGCGAAUGCACGAAUGGUCUACCACAGCCGAGCGCGGCCGAGCUAAAGAGAAAAUUACGCAAGUUCGAGAGAGAAAUCGAAAUGAAAAACUGUACAUUUCAAAUGUGUGCGGCUAUUUCAGCGCCGUUCGUGGAAAAGAACUGUAACGCGGGCAUCGAAUUGCGUAUUAUAAACUUCAUGCGUAACCGUCUUAAAUUCAAAAUCAAGCAAUCAUGUAAGCGCGAUAGCAGAGGAAUACGCGAAGAAAAUGGCACAUGGACUGGGCUGCUUGGCAAGCUAAUCGACCGUAACUGCGACUUUAUACUGGGCGGUUUCUAUCCAGACAACGAAGUUAAUGAAGACUUUUGGACUUCCACCUGUUACUUCUCCGAUAGUUACACUUGGUUUGUCAAAUUGGCUGAACCAAGACCAGCCUGGAUUGCGCUCUAUCAGAUUUUCGAAGAUGAAACAUGGUGGUGUUUCUUGGCAUUGCUCUUAAUUACUUGGCUAUUUUGGUAUUUCUUUGUUAACAUGUUACCCGAACCGACAGAUCACAAAGACUUUUCAUUAGCGGGUAUAAAUGCCAUGGCUGUUUCCAUCUGUGUGACGGUUGAAGAACGGCCUGAGUGUUAUGCUUCGCGCAUUUUCUUUCUCGCCCUAACCUUUUACGGUGUGAACGUUGUUGCCAUCUACACAUCGCAGCUGAUAUCUGUAUUCACCGAUCCUGGCUAUCUGCAUCAAAUAGAUAGCCUCAAUGAAGUAAUCGAAGCUGCUAUACCGUUUGGUGGGCCCGAUGAGAAUCAGGAUUGGUUUGAAAAUGAUGAAGAUAUGUGGAUCUUCGAAAGGUACAACGAUACCGAUUUAUUCAUACCGAAUUCGGUAAAUUUGCGCGCGGUAAAAAACGGCAAGCGUGUGCUAUUGGCAAGUCGCAUGUAUGUGCUGCAAGACAGAUUGGCCGAUCAGAUUUUCGCAUUCCCAAAGAAUGUGUUCUCCACACCAUUGCAAAUAAUAACAAAGGCUGGUUUUCCGUUGAUACCGGAUUUUAAUUGGCUAAUAGGCGCUAUGCGCGAUCACGGCAUAUUCCAGAAGAUUGAAAACGAUUUUCACUACAACAACACGUACCUGAAUAGAAUAUCGCGCAUGCGACCAGACUUUAAAGAAUCUACGAUUGUGCUCACAACGGAUCAUCUAAAGGGACCCUUCUCCAUAUUAAUUAUAGGCAUUAUAGGUGGCAUCAUUUUAUUUAUUUGUGAACUCAUUUAUUACCGACUCGCUGUUACUUGCUUAAAUAAGAAUACUGUCACGAAAAAUGCUAACAAGAAGCCGAAAGUAAAACGACUCAAGCGUACAAAGAAAUCCUCCAUAAAUAAAACUGGUAAUGCGUGGUGGCCACUGAAGAAAACGCCUAAAAAGGGAAGAAAAAAUGGCACCAAUUGUCAAAGAAAGUUUAAACUCAAUAAUGUUAGACAAAUUGGUGGGCAAACAUACGAAGUGAAUGCUCUAAGGGAUAUACGAUUUACACCAAUUAAACGAAGAUACGUAGAUUUGCGUGUGCUUUACUAAUUUUUAUA